AUGUCGUCGUGGAAAGAAGUAGCUCAAGCCAAGCGCGCGUCGAUCAGAGCGGCCAUUCCGCAGAAAUGGCUCUUAUCAUCUGUCCCGUCUGUACAGGAACAAAAAGAUGUAACGGGCAAAUAUAUACAACAAUUUCUAACGGAGAGAGAAAUUGAGAUUACGGAGACAGAUGCUGUCGGGAUUGUCGCAAAAACAACCACUGGGGCUUGGAAAGCGAGAGAAGUGACGGAAGCUUUCUGUCACAGAGCCGCCCUUGCGCAUCAACUAGUGAAUUGCCUCCACGAAAUAUUCUUCGAAGCAGCAAUCACAGAUGCGCAAAAGCUCGACGAUUACUAUGCCAAGCACAACGCCCCAAUCGGCCCCCUCCAUGGCCUUCCUAUAUCCCUCAAAGAUCAAUUCCAUGUCCGCGGCGUCGAAACUACUAUGGGAUAUGUGGGCUGGAUAAAUACUUUUGAGGGCGUUAAGGGAACUGGAAAAGAGCGCGUCUUCGAGUCUGAGAUGGUGCGCGAGCUCCGUAACCUUGGCGCAGUGUUAUACGUCAAGACGGCAGUUCCGCACACAUUGAUGCAUGGGGAGACAGUGAACAACGUUAUCGGAUACUGCUGGAACCCCAAGAACCGCCGUCUUGUUUGCGGUGGUAGUUCCGGAGGAGAAGGGGCCCUCAUUGCCUGUCGAGGUGCCCCUAUCGGCCUUGGCACGGAUAUUGGAGGCAGCAUUCGUGUACCUUCUGCUUUCAAUGGGCUCUAUGGGAUUCGUCCCAGCGUAGGAAGGUUACCAUAUGAGGGCAUGGCGAAUGCUAUGCAAGGUCAGAACUCGAUCUUGUCAGUCGUCGGGCCCAUGGGUACGAGUGUUGGUGGGCUUAGACUGGUCAUGAAGGCUAUUCUCACACAGAAGCCUUGGCUACAUGACCCUGCUGUGCAUGAGAUCCCAUGGCGUAGCGAGCAAGAGGAAGCUGUGCUUCAGCUAAUCAAAUCAUCUGGCAAGGGCCGUCAACUCGCUUUUGGUGUUUACCGUCACGAUGGUGUGGUUCGCCCUCUUCCACCUGUUCGACGCGCCCUUGAUAUCAUGGUUAAGACGAUCGAGAAGCUAGGCCACAAAGUCAUCGACUGGGUACCACCUCCCCAUGAUUAUGCAUCGGAAAUCGCUUUAAAAACCUGGAUCUUCGACGGCGGUCUCGACGUCCAUCAAUCCAUGGGCCUCGCCAGCGAACCCCUCGAUCCAGCAAUCAGCACCAUCUACGGCUCAGAACCCGUGCGCGAGUUCCAGGCGUCUGAGAUCGCGAAAGUGAAUGUCCAGAUCCGGGAGUAUCGUAAACAGUACAGCGAUUACUGGAACUCGACGGCUGAACUCACUGGCACGGGAGAGGUGGUUGAUGCGUUCAUCAUGCCUGUUACGCCGUUCCCGGCGGCGACGCCAAUGGAUUACCCGCAUUAUGAUUACUGUACCCUCGUCAACCUCCUCGACUACCCCUCCAUCGCUAUUCCCGUCACGAUCUCGUCCAAAACUCUUGAUCCCGUAGAUGAGAAAUUCGUCAGUCUAAGCGGCAACCCACUGGACAAAAAGACGUUCGAUGUUUACGAUCCGGAGAUAUUCGACGGUGCGUUCGUGGGCUUGCAACUGGUAGGCCGCCGAUUGCAUGAAGAGAGACUGCUCGCCCUCGCAGAAAUGCUUGGAGAUGGGAUUGAAGGGCCAAAAUGA
Messenger RNA from Pseudogymnoascus verrucosus, 1698 nucleotides. RefSeq names its product Acetamidase (gene AMD2). The record is from RefSeq and is a predicted model, not a curated record. The coding region runs from base 1 to 1698 and encodes 565 amino acids. The transcript has 4 exons. Lineage: Eukaryota; Fungi; Ascomycota; Leotiomycetes; Thelebolales; Thelebolaceae.